Adineta ricciae is the source of this 1716-nucleotide messenger RNA. The record is from the annotation of a GenBank genome assembly. NCBI's taxonomy places the organism in Eukaryota, Metazoa, Rotifera, Eurotatoria, Adinetida, Adinetidae.
AUGGUUCACUUCUGUUUCGUGACUAAAUAUCAAUUUCUUGACUUUCAACUCCAAAGAAAAAGAGGCAAUAUGGCUAAUACAGAAGUUUUGUCGACGAUACCAGAUUCAUUUGUUUAUGAAGAUCUAGUUUCACAAGUUCAAACUAUACAAAAUCAAAUGAAUGAUUUUGAAAAACUUCUCGCUCAACGGUGGCAAAAUAACAAAAAAGAUAUGCGUGACGAAAUCGAAUACCAUUCAUUUACUUUUAUUGAUCCGUAUGGAAAUGAAAUGAUUGAAGAACACAUGGAUCAUGAACCAAUGAACAGUGUUAUUCAAAACUUCACAAGAGCCUAUGUUCCAAAAUAUUUAAAAAACUGGAUCUAUAUUGGUACGUUAACCGGCAGUGGUUUAUCUGCACUAGAUGAUUGUGAUUUAAAAUCAACGAUGUCAAAUUUUGUUCAUGAUGUUCAGUUUAUCGCCUAUGGAGAAAUUACCAUCUGGUUCGGGCGUUACGACACUCUUCCACCGCAAAAGUUCGUUGUCAAGGUUCUUCUAAAAGAUACUUUAGAAGAAAUCAAGACUCGAAUUAGAGACCAGUGUCGUGUCACAAACUUUGAACUACGAUUUAGUGAGAGAAGUGAAGCACGUACACUGACCGCCGAAAAUUGGAAUUCCGGUAUUGCACUCAAACCAGAGGAUACCAUCUUAUCGCGUCGAUUGUAUCAAGAUAACUAUAUUAUCAUGGCCAAAGUUAUACAAACGGCAUCGAGCUCUGAUAAUGCAUACAACCUGUUUGUUCAAACUCUUACCGGAAGAAAACUUUCAUUAAUUGUUACUGCAAUGACAGAUGUGACAGAUGUGAAACAAAUGGUACAAGAUAUAGAAGGUAUUCCUCCUGACCACCAACGUUUCAUAUAUGCCGGUAAACAAUUGGAAGAUGGUCGAAAAUUAUCAGAUUAUCAUAUUCCCAAUGAAGCUGUUAUCCAUCUAGUGCUUUCCCUACGAGGUGGAAUGUAUCAUUUUACUAGCGGUCGACAAGACUUCAGUCAGCUACCAAGUAGUUGUGAAAAUGCUAUUCGUAAUGUUCUUUCGUUUGAAACUAAAGAUACCGACGAUUAUCAGCAAUUGUCAUCCGCUGAUUUACAAGAAUAUAUUUUACAAGCCAACGUAGUCUUAACGUCUUUACAUGGUAAAAUCAAAGCGAUUUAUGCUCCAUCGAAUCUUCCCAAUUUGAGAAAUAUGAUCUUGCCAGCACCUAUCGAUGAUGCACAAGAUGAUGAAACUUCCACACAAAAACAACUUCGAGUCUACCGAUUAUUAGAACGACAAACUCUCAAACAACUCCUCAUCAAAGAAGAACAACUCCGACUUGCACCACAAACACAACAACUACUCGCAUCCAUUCAAGAUCGAACUGACAUCGACUGGAUGGAUGUCAUUGCUCAACUUCAAACUACACUCGUCAAAGAAACUAUCGGCGAAGAUGCGACUGAAAACGAAAUUCAACAUGCUCUCACUAUCUUCAGAAGUGCGCAUCAGAUCUAUGCAGACGAUCAAGAAUUCCAAAAUCUCUCUCUCUAUGUUCGACAUAAUCGUGCACGACUAGGUCAUCUCAAACUUGCUGAUCAAGCACCAGACGUACAACUACUAGACCUAAACAAUCACUUUCAUUCAUUGUUAUCUCAUUGUCAUUCUCCUCAUCGACCUCUCUUGAUCAUUGCUGGCUCAUACACAUGA